This is a messenger RNA of Mytilinidion resinicola, 2340 nucleotides long. RefSeq lists its product as uncharacterized. Gene Ontology annotation, biological process: DNA-templated transcription; regulation of DNA-templated transcription. The transcript has 4 exons. The record is from RefSeq and is a predicted model, not a curated record. NCBI's taxonomy places the organism in Eukaryota, Fungi, Ascomycota, Dothideomycetes, Mytilinidiales, Mytilinidiaceae. Gene Ontology annotation, molecular function: zinc ion binding; DNA-binding transcription factor activity, RNA polymerase II-specific; DNA binding. Bases 1 to 2340 code for a protein of 779 amino acids.
AUGCCCAAGAGCACCUCUCCUGACCUGGCAGCCCGCAAAAAGAUGCGGAAGGGGACGCACAGCUGUUUUGAAUGCCGGCGCAGGAAGAUUCGGUGUAUUUUUCCGCCUGAUAAUCCCGACGUCUGCUCCGAGUGCUUUGCUCGGGGCUCGCGAUGCGUCGACCAAGAGCAUGCCAAUGCAGAUGUCGUGUUGGAUCAGAGGAAGAAUCUGCGGGAGAGAGUCUCCCGUCUUGAGGCUCUUGUUGAAACUCUGCUCGAUGAACGCGGCGACAAAAGUCCGGUCGAGAAGCAACCUAAGACGGCGAAAAGCGGCAAUUUUUCGUCAGACCCCAUUCCGUCUAGAGACCGAUUUCCUCCCACGCCCAUCUCAUCUGAUGUUACUCCGUCCGGCCAUGGACCAAUGCUCAACGCCCAUACGGGCAAUCCUCCUCUGCUAUCCGUGUUUGAAGACGCACUGAACAACGCGGAGAGUCAUUAUGCUAAGUCGGAGGCAUCCUGCCAGUACGGGACCAGGAAGGAUGGCUCCCCUGCGUGUGCUCAGGAGUCGCAAGAGCCGCUCCGUGUUCAGUGCAGCGGAGACAACCAUCUCGCUGACAUGAUCGAUGAGACAUCCGCAGCCGCGUCGAAACUGAAGCGGGCUCGAGCGAAAGAGGCCCUACUGUCUGUACUCCCUCCAUUCGACCAACUCAAUCAACUCUUGAACGCCAACGGCGAAUGGUGGCAGACAUGGCGAAAGAAGACUGCCGGCACGUCCGGCAACAUUCCGUUGGCGGAUUACGCUGCCCAUGCCAUUUCCGAAGAUGGAAGCCCAGCGGCACUAGGCGUCUUGGUCCUUGGUGUUGGUGUAUGCGUAGAAAGCGACGAUGUUGAUAAAUACAUCAACACUGUGGAUCGCUGGGUGCUUUCUGAUGACGAGUACGCUGCCACUCUGGAAGGCAUGGAAUGCCUCAUACUAGAAGCUAAGUGGUACUCCGAUGUCGGUCAGCCGCGUCGAGCUUGGCUUGCAUUCCGUCGCGGUCUGAUGUAUGCUCAACUUAUGGGUCUUCAUCGCAAACGUACCACCUCCGAAGCUCAUGAGAGUAUAUGGUGGUCACUGUACCAUGGUGAUCGCUUUCUUUGCCUGCUUCUAGGGCUGCCAUCCGGUGUGGUAGAUGCACAUUGCGACCUUACCUACCAGAUACCCCCAACCAAAUACCUCUUACCCCUCGACUUCGUCAAUCAGAUCUCCAUCAUAGCUGGAAAGGUUAUCGAUAGAAACCAAGGUUCAGGCGACCCAUCGUUCGCCUUCGCUCUUGACCUAGAUCAACAGAUGGAAGAGCUAUUCAACAAACUAGAUCCGACCUGGGUGGACACGUCAGCAGCGAUGGUCGAUUGCCAAACAAGUGCUGCCGACCUUCGAGAACGUCUACUAGCUCAGUUGAUAUAUCACCAAAUACGGGUCUACCUCCACCUCCCUUUUAUGCUGAAGUCAGUCAACAACCCCCGCUUUGUGUAUAGCAAGACAGUCUGUCUGGCUGGCUCGAGAGAGAUGCUGCGACUGUAUGCAAGCCUUCGCACGGGUUGCGCGGAGCCUCUAUACGAAUGCAAAGCCAUUGACUUUCUCGGAUUCACGGCCGCAAUUCUUCUCCUCCUCGGUCUCUUCCCCGUUGCUCCAGAUGCAUCAGUAAGCGUCAGCCCACAAGAAAUAGAAGAAGACUGGCGCCUGAUUGAGAUAUGUAUCGACAUAUUUCGCCGCGCGUCGAACGAGAAAGGUGGCAAAGUUGCAGCACAAAGCUAUGAAGUCCUGCAGAAAAUGUCGACCAAGCUUCGCGACGCCAAACCAGGACAGUGUGAUCCAGACGAUGAAGACUGCCCUUAUGGAGCCGAAGAGGGACCCGCGAUUGUGAUCCCAUACUUUGGUACCAUUUCGAUUCGCCGUGGAGACAAAACGGUACAGCCGCCGAAGCCCAUUAGGAAGGGCAUAUCGACAACCUCGUCUUCAACCUCGCCAUCAAUUACUCAGCUAACGCCCUCUUCGUCCACCGAUGCAAACACGUUUCUUCAGGGCAUCCCUUCUGUUGGAAUGGUGGACAACACCAUGAAUCAGAUGCAAGAUCCUUUCAUGACGUACGACGGGGUCUACGCAGGCAGCUCCAAUUUCGAUUCUGCGCUUAAUGAAGAUGGCAUUGCAAACUUCGCUCCACUAGCAAACAGCUUUUCGUGGCAGAACAUGCCGACUUCGAUGGAUAUUGAUCAGGACUGGAUUGGGUUUAUGAGCGAUGCUACGAAUCAAAUGCUGCCGAACCUAAGCACAACGGCACUAGACCAGGACUUUGCGCGAAACGCCUUUCCCGGAUUUUAA